Messenger RNA from Labrus mixtus (cuckoo wrasse), 3523 nucleotides. RefSeq names its product mucin-17-like. The transcript is spliced from 2 exons. Bases 498 to 1634 code for a protein of 378 amino acids. NCBI's taxonomy places the organism in Eukaryota, Metazoa, Chordata, Actinopteri, Labriformes, Labridae. Gene Ontology annotation, biological process: regulation of short-term neuronal synaptic plasticity; regulation of AMPA receptor activity. The record is from RefSeq and is a predicted model, not a curated record. Gene Ontology annotation, cellular component: postsynaptic membrane; AMPA glutamate receptor complex; postsynaptic density.
GCUCAGCUUUGAGACUUCAAUUCUUACACCUAACCUCCGGAAAGACACUCCCUAUUGAUGCUGAUAGGUUGAGUUAAACGUACAAAUGUCUGCUUAGUAUACUGAAAUGUGUAUUCAGGUUGAUUAUAAGCUCCAGUGACAUAAAUGCACUGACAUGUAUGGUAACUGAUAAGCUGCAUCUGCUGUCUGUGUACAUAUACACUCUGGAUUCAGCCCAAAUGUGUAAUAGGCAGCAUGACAUACAAACAGCUGCAGCUGUGGAUUGAUGGCAGGAGUCCAUGAGCUGAUGGACCUGACUUGAAUGGAUGUGAAUGCAUGGAUAGCAUUUCAAGCAGCUUAAAUAGAUACAGUUUAAAAACACAGGUGUUUUGUAAGUGUCCUGUCAAGAUGCCCGAGAUGCUUCCCUUCUAAAAAACCUUUUAGUAACCUUGUCCUGUCAUGUGUCCUUGCCAACAGAGGGGGGUCAGAUCAACAACAACGUGGGACCGGGCUCAAACAUGGGCCAACAGCACCCGUACCCUGCCCUCAACCAGCUGGCUCACGUCUACGAACAGCAGCAGCAACAGCAGCAGCAGCAGCAGCAGCAGCAAAACAAGGACAUCAACAAGUACGCCUCCCUGAAGGCUGUGGCUGCCAAGUACAACGGUGAAAUCUACAAGCGUCGGCUGAUGGUGGAGCUGCCAACCAAGGGCGGGCUUCCUCUCCAGCCCAUGGGCAACUCAAGACCCACCAUGGGCAACAUGCCAUUGAUGGCUCCACAGAUGACUUCAAACAUGGCUUCUAACCCAAUGACCUCAAACCCCAUGAACCCCACCAUCACUCAGAUGUCCUCCAUGACACCAAUGACAUCCAUGAUACCUAUGACCUCUAUGACACCCAUGACCUCCAUGACUCCCAUGACUUCCAUGCAUCAGAUGACCUCCAUGACUCCGAUGACCUCCAUGACUCCCAUGACCUCUAUGAGUCACAUGACAUCCAUGACACCCAUGACCUCUAUGAGUCACAUGACAUCCCUUACUCCAAUGUCCUCCAUGACCCCAAUGACCUCCCUGGGUCCACUGACUCCUGAGCCAGUGGCCACCUAUGUCACUGAGAUGCCCAGGGUCUCAACUUUGCCAUCAGAACGGCACUUAGCCGGUGCAGGGGGAGGAGGAGGACUCAAGUUGAAUGGCCAGAAACACAAAGGCAGCCAUGGCCACAUUGCCCACAGCUCCCAUAGCUCUCACAGCUCCCACACUUACACUCACACUCACACUCAUGGCCACAGUAGCAAGCCGCCAGGACAUGGAGCUACCUCCCUGGCUCACAUGGCGGGGACUAUGCCAGGUGGCACAUCCCUGGGUAUCUCCAGGACGGCCAACGCCCCCAUUGGCGCAAGCUCGGCUACAAUGGGUCGCCCAUUGGCGUACAGCUCCAACACAAUUGCGACCGGUCAUGGUAUGGGGCUAGGGCUAAAGGGUUGGGAUGGUACUGAGACAGUGGGCCGAAGGAAGACUUACGGGCACAAGAGGCCUCAGUGCACUGUGCUGGAGCCCAACCAGCUUCAUGGCACCAGAGUCCAAAGCCACAGCCAACACUUCCUCCCCACACAGCCCUACUUUGUUACCAACAGCAAGACAGAGGUGACUGUGUGAGAGAGAGGAAUAAAGGGAGAAAAAAGGGGAAAUGGAUGCAUGAGGAGGGGUGGCACAAGUAAUCUCUGAGUUGAGACACAACUCCUUCGGUGGUCAAAGAUGCAGAUCAAUGUGUGUGUUUGUGUGGCUCAUUGGUAUACUGGUGAAUGUUGUGGGGCAGCGACACAGUGUCUGAGUGGUCCUCGUUUCACAGAGUGCACCAAUCAAAUCACUGAACAGACCCAUGUUAUUAAGGAUGGCAUCUAUGUUGACGGCAUCAGUAACCAUAACUUCAAGGAGCCUACAGAGCCGUAUGUCUGUACACUUUUGGGGAUAUUGGAGUGUUUUCUCACAGCUAAUAUCGACCCAGUUAUGGUAACAAUACUUGAGCAUAACAGGGCAACUACACACAGAUGAAGUGGGGAAACUGCUACUAAUAAAAUGGAUUUGCUUUUACGAACCCAACCUGAGAAGCAAUACAAGGGAUCAAAUGUAAAGUAUCAUAGGGAAGACAACGCAGCAAGUCACUCGACUAAUCUCGCAACAAGAGCUGUGAUCAUCAAAGCGUUGGAUUGUUUGGAAGAUAUACCAUUCCCUUAUGAUUACAGCCCUUAAUCUCCUGAGGGCUUUGAAACAGACACACAUGAUGAGGGCGCUGAGUGUUGGACUGUAGACCUGCAGGGCUUUGUACUGCGGCGAUUCAGAAGCGCCUUCAUAAGCUUUGCAGCUGAAGCUGAAGGUCGCCCUUUUUUUUCACAUGGCUCCAGCACAGAGAAUGGAGGCUGUCACACUGGCAUUGUUCUCUUCUGAUCUCAUCUGUGUGGUGACAGCUGGCUCAGAGGAUGGACAAGGAGGCAGGGAGGCAGCAUCUGGAUGAUACCGCAGCUAGCAGAGGACCCUUGGCGCAUGAUCCUCAUACUCACAAAUCUAUUUAAAUUCAUCCACAUGCAGACACCUCUUUUCAUACACACACAAAAACACACUGAAACAUAAACUCUAGAAAACUCACACGACAGGGUUUGACUAUGUGUUUAUAGAGAGGGGUACCAAUCAUUUUAGAAUAAAGUUAGGGAUGCCUGAAAUAGCUUCAGUAUUUCCACAAUUUCUGUAAGUCAAACUAGACUAUCGCAAACUCUAAAACACUCAAAUAAAACACCUGGGAAGUUUUAGCUAUUGUAAAUGGCAGCUAACUAAGAAUUCUCACUUUUUCUAUUCAAUCAUAGGGUUUGGGAAAUUGAAAUACUUUUAGAUUAGAAAACGAUUUACAUGAGGCUUUAAACAGUUCAAUGGUUUGAAAAAAAGAUGCUAUUCUUCUUGCCAAGAGUUCGGAUGAGAGGAUUGAUACCUCUUGUUGAAUGUUAAGUCGGAGCCAGAAGUCAUUUAGCUUAGCACAAAAACUGAAAAAAGGAGGAAAUAACUAGCCUGAUUCUGUCGUAGUUGUUCAGGAAGAGCAACUUCCUGGAGUCGCCCUAGGUUUUGCCAGGGAACAAAAUAUUGGACUAGUAUGAAUUUUAUGAUUGAAUACAUAAAAUGGACAAAAAUGUAACACCAGUAGAUGGAGACGUCGUCAGAAUGGCUUUGAUCACACCUAACGUGGAAAAAAAUGACUUCUUAAAUGAAAUAUAGUUUUUGAAAAUGAGGGUGUGCCCUCAAAAAGAUUUCUCAAGAUCUGACUAAAUUACAUUUUUUAUACAACAAAUAGUUUUAGAGUAAUAUAGAAGCACAGAUACUGUAAAGUACGUGUAAAAUUAACAACUAUGUACUUAACUUAUUUCAUAGAAUGGACCAAAUGUAAGCCUCGGCUAUUAUGUAUGCACAGAAUAUUGCAUAAGAUGUUAACCUUAUCUUGCUCUAGACAAGAGCAAGAAACUACUGUGAAAGUCGGUAUAACAGGAAUAAAAAUAAAACAC